Molecule: messenger RNA, 1537 nt
Organism: Penaeus indicus
Lineage: Eukaryota; Metazoa; Arthropoda; Malacostraca; Decapoda; Penaeidae
Product: pancreatic lipase-related protein 2-like
Exons: 10
Coding region: 122-1537 (471 amino acids)
Biological process (GO): lipid catabolic process
Molecular function (GO): lipase activity
Source: RefSeq, a predicted model, not a curated record
UUGGACAAGAUAUAUAAUUGUUUCAUUAUUUGUUUACUUCUCAGUGACGCAGUGACAGGGGAAGGAGAAGACGUAGCUCUUUGUGUAAUGAGAUUUUUAAUGAGAUUUUCCUAGUCUAGUCAUGAGCAGAAGGUGGGAAGAGUCAGCAAGGGGCAUGGCAAGGACUCCAGAAAGUUGGGUGUGCAUUGGGCCAAGAACACUGCUAUAUUUUGCAUUAUUGCUGCUAACUGUUAACCUAGGGCGAGUGAGUGCAACCUCCCCCCAUGGCUCCAGCUUUCCUCAGGAGCUCUUGGUGGAUAGUAAUCACAUCAUCAACUUUCCAGAUCAAAACUUUGAUUUUGAUGUGAGUAUUAUUGAAGAGAAAAACACAAGAAACAGGAGAGAUUCUACAACUAGCCACAGUAGUAAUCUGACAGUUAAACAUUUCUACCUCUGGACUAGAACUAAUGCUGGUAACACCUCAUACCAUGAUCUUGAUCCAGGACAACCUGAUACCAUCAAGAACAGUACCUUUGUGCCAAGAACAACUUAUAUAAUAGUACACGGUUUCCUUGGAUGGGGAAUAGAGUCAUGGAUUCUCUUCAUGAAAGACAAGUUCCUGAACAUCUCCGACUGCAAUGUCAUAUCAGUUGACUGGCCAGCCGGGACCGAAUGGUUUCUUCCAUCAUACUAUACAGCUGUAUCACGUGUUCCUUACGUAGGGAAGGACACUGCUUGGCUUCUCAGAAAGCUAAUGGAUUAUAAGGGGUUGAAUCUGAAAGAUGUUCACUUGAUUGGCCAUUCACUUGGGGCGCACGUGUCUGGUCUCACCUCUAAACACUUCAAGACAAGAGUGGGCAGAAUUUCAGGCUUGGAUCCUGCUGGUCUCACGUUCCACAAGGUGCCUAAACAGCAGCGACUAGAUAAAUCGGAUGCAGAUUAUGUAGAUGUAAUUCAUACUAAUGGUUGCUACACAGUCUGGAGACCAUGGACAGACUGUUAUGGCAUCAAUGAGAAUUUAGGCCACAGUGAUUUCUGGCCAAAUGGAGGAGAGCAUCAGCCAGCCUGCAGAGCUGUAUCAGGUGACAUUGGUUGUGACCAUGAACUAGCAUAUACCUACUAUCUAGAGAGCAUCAGUUAUGGCAUAGAUGACACGUACUUCCUUGCUCGUAAUUGCUCGGCUUGGAAUCAGUAUGAAGAUGGGGAAUGCCCAUGCGGAGACGAAGCUCAGUACAUGGGCUUUUUUGCUAAUCCAACAGGCACUCUCCUGGCUGCUAAAUCCUUCUUCAAGUGGGGUGCGAUGCGCAGGCGUGACGUCACGAGGUUCUUGGCAGUGAUUGGUUCCUUUCACAGGCGGCCAUUAAGAUUGGAGGUCAAUGGAUUACGGCGCUACCUUUCGAUGCCUGCUUCAGGGCGCCUACAGCUGAACGCCUGGACUGAUAAAGCCAUGGCACUCCCAACCAGAAGAGACAGGACAGCAUGUGCGGCACAAGGCCGGGAGCCCUCAGGCUGCAGGCCGCGAGGAAGCAAAUCCCGCGCAUUACGGGCCAGAGAAUAG